Messenger RNA from Rhagoletis pomonella (apple maggot), 7673 nucleotides. Its product is annotated as otoferlin-like. Gene Ontology annotation, biological process: plasma membrane organization. Lineage: Eukaryota; Metazoa; Arthropoda; Insecta; Diptera; Tephritidae. The record is from RefSeq and is a predicted model, not a curated record. Gene Ontology annotation, cellular component: membrane.
CCGCGCACACUACAGCCACCUCAGCCACUGAGGCCGACACCGAUGAUGCUUUGCAUACGCGCCGGCUAGCAGUGGAGCGUGGAGGUGCUGGGGGCAUGCCACCAAGCACAGCAGGUGCUGACAGUGGGCAAUCGAAUCAAUCAAGCGAUGUUGACGAGCUACAGCACUAUGAUAAAGGCAAAAUGAUCAAAUCAAUGACACGCGCUACCGACCAUCUCAAGUCACAGGAUUUUCAAGUUUGCAUUACCAUAAUUGAAGCUAGACAGCUGCCUGGCCUUAAUAUGGAUCCAGUUGUUUGUAUUCAAGUGGGCGAUCAAAAGAAAUAUACCAGCGUCAAGGAGAGCACCAAUUGUCCGUACUACAAUGAGUAUUUUGUGUUUGACUUUCACAUGCCGCCAGUGAUGCUAUUUGAUAAAAUUAUAACGUUAUCGGUUCUCCAUAGUCGUAAUGUUUUACUGCGAAACAAAUUGAUUGGUAAUUUCAAAUUGGAUAUUGCCACCGUUUGGAAUCAUGCAGAUCACCAAUUCUACCAUAAAUGGGCGUUACUCUCCGAUCCAGAUGAUUUCUAUAGUGGUCCAAAAGGUUAUCUAAAAUGUGAUAUUGGAAUAAUUGGCAAAGGUGAUACCGUGAAGGUGCCUCAAAAAUCUGAAAAAGAUCCUGACGACAUCGAAGCAAAUCUACUGCUACCCGUCGGCGUACCCAUCGAGCGCCAACGUGCCAAAUUCAUUGUGAAAAUCUACCGUGCCGAUGGCUUGCCGCGCAUGAAUUCUUCGCUUAUGGCUAAUGUGAAGAAGGCCUUCACUGGCGAGUCUAAAGAUUUGGUCAGCCCUUAUGUGCAGGUUUCAUUCGCUGGAUUAAUGGGCAAGACCACAGUCAAGAAGAAUGCUUACGCACCAGUUUGGAAUGAACAGCUGGUGUUUACUGAAAUGUUUCCGCCGCUAUGUCAGCGCAUAAAGAUUCAACUACGCGACGCUGAUCCCAUGAAACCGGCCAUUAUUGGCACACAUUACAUUGAUCUCAAGCAAGUAUCCAAUGAUGGCGAUAGAGGAUUCCUACCCACUUUCGGUCCCUCCUUCAUACAUCUUUAUGGUUCUACACGCGAUUAUACGUUACUCGAUCAACACUCCAAUCUAAAUACCGGCUUAGGCGAGGGAGUCAGCUAUCGCGCACGUCUACUACUCGCCAUACGCACUGAAAUUACCGACAACAUCGAAAUCACCACCGAGAAGAAUGUCGAACUCGAGCCGGCAUAUCCGAUUACAGAAUCCUCGUACUCACGCAAUGAGGAAUUCUUUCUUUUUGGUUCUAUCAUUGAAGCCUCCAUGUUGGAUAAGAAAGUAAGCGAUAAAACGGUAUUCUUUGAGCUCAGCAUGGGUAAUGCUGGCAACUCGCUGGACGGUCAUAAUGAAAGCUUCUCUACAGCCACCGAUGAUGGUGAAGACGUCUGUGUGCUGGAAACAGUCGAUACCACCUCUUUUAGCAGCGUCACGAAUGCUUGUAAGCCCAUCAGUCACGAUAAGUCACACUAUUACCUGCCCUACUGGGACUAUAAGCCAUGCAUGGAUGUGAGAUGCACACUGCCGGAUCUGCGGCGACGUAUGUACAAUAGCAAUAUGCUAUCGAAAAUGUCGGAAAAUUUGGAAGAGGGCUUGACAAAAACGCAUAAGCUCAUUGAGGAGGAAGAUGUUAAGGCAGAAGUGCGUCUGCGCACCACACUUGAAGACUUGGCGUCAGCUUGCACCCGCUAUAUAAGUAUAACCAAAGCGAAUAUAACUGGACCGGGCAGCGGCAAGACUAAGUUGGACAAAGAACGCAUAAAGCUAUGUCAAAGUGAAAUCGAAACCCUUGGUAACUUGGCGCGCAAUCUACGCGCAUUGGUAACACGUAGUUCACUUAAAGAGCGCUUCAAGACCGCACAGACGUUCCAACAAAAGCUGAAAUUGCUCAUCGACGAUCCUCAGCACUCAUUGCCGGAUAUAUUUUUAUGGCUAAUCGCUAAUGGCAAACGUUAUGCGUAUCAUCGCAUGUCCGCACGCGAUUUGAUUUACUCUAAUAUCGAGGAGGAAAGUGGUGUACAUUGUGCGAAAAUACAAACCAUCUUCUUGAGAUUGCCUGGCAAACAGUCAAUUGGUCCAGCCAGCUGGUUUAUACAAGCCAAGCUAUCUAUUUACCUAUGGUUGGGCGUUGUGGGUCAUAAGGGAUACUUCUUCGAGGGUCUGCCUAUCGGUUAUGAUCUAUCACACGAGCUGCGUAAUGCGGAAAGGCCUGGCGCUAUGGCGCCAAAUAACAUCCAUUAUCUCGAGAAAUCUACCUUUCAGUUGCGCGCACACAUCUAUCAAGCGCGCUCUCUAAUCGGCUCCGACGCGUCCGGUCUCAGUGACCCUUACGCCACUGUCUACAUAACCGAAUUCGCUAAGACCACACAAGUAAUCGAAGAAACAUUGAGUCCCACCUGGGAUGAAUUGUUGGUUUUUGAUGAAAUUUUAGUAUUUGGCACCAAAGACGAGAUCAAGAAAGACCCACCUACCAUAAUCAUUGAGAUUUAUGAUCAAGACAAAGUUGGUAAGUCAGAGUUUAUUGGCCGCGCUAUUGCAAAGCCGCGCGUAAAGCUACGUGAGAAUGUUUAUACAACACCCACACUGGAAUGGUUCGAUAUUGUACGUGGACACGAAAAUGCUGGCGAGUUGUUGGCCGCUUUUGAAAUGCUCGAAAUCGGUUCUACCGAUAUGCCACGCCUCACCGAACCCAAACCACUUUCCGCCAGCCAACAAGAGAAGAUCAAAGACAAAAAUGCGUCUCCACCACCGGGCACCAUCUUUCCUGUGCCGAAAGAAGUACGUCCACACUUAGCGAAAUUCAAAUUAGAAGUACUCUUUUGGGGCCUGCGCGAUCUAAAGCGUGUUCAUCUAAUGUCAGUCGACAAGCCACGCAUCGAUGUUGAGUGUUCGGGCAAAAUACUCAGCUCGAAUAUUAUACAGAACGCAAAAAAGAAUCCGAAUUUCCCCAGCAUGUUAAAAUCCAUAGAAUUGGAGUUGCCGCUUGAGGAAACCUAUGCACCACCAAUCACCAUACGUUGCGUAGAUUGUCGCUCGUUCGGCCGAUAUACUCUGGUGGGUACACAUCAAAUCACUUCUAUACACCGGUACAUAUACAAAGCCCCACCGAAAGAAGACAUCACCAAAUACAAAACCAUGGGUGGGCAGAUUAUUUUGUCGGCGCCCUUGAACGAGGAGGGUUUGAACAAUCUGGUCGAUGGCUUCAAUAUGCAAGCAAUGAUUGCCGCUAACGCACAGCAAGCGAAUAUGAAGGACUUCUACGGAAAUCGACGUUCCUCCUGUGAUCAGUUUACGCUCUAUGGCGCGGCCUGCGUUACGAAGCUUGCCAAGAAGCAAGCAUCAAAAAAGAAAUCAUCGCAGGUGAGCAACCCGAAUGAAAUUAUCCAGGAACAGGACCACGACGAUGAGCUUAGUCGCGAUUGGUGGACAAAAUAUUUUUGGUCUUAUGAAAGACUCAUCGAUCUGACUAAAACGGAGAAAACACACAUCUCUGAUAAAUUUCUAACUCCACCGGUUAAUGCCACGCCCAACAAUGUACAAAAAUUUGGUAUGAAAAGUUCAAAGUUGGUGCAAAAGUUGAGUCCAAAAGGUAUGACUGGCAUAGCGCGCGGCAAGUAUGAACCGGGCAGCGAAAAAGUGUCACCCAAUCAGCAAACUAAUAGGACAAAUAUGAACUCAACAGCUGUGUGCCAGAUCUAUCCCAACGAACUGGAGGCGCAAACAGAAUAUAACUAUUUCCGUGAGUGGCUGCACUCAUUUGCGCUCUAUCGCGGCAAGAAGACCGGCGACUCCGCCGAGGACGAUAAUCGCACCGUUGGCUUCUUUAAAGGCGCCAUCAAAGUCUACAAACUACCACCGCCAAAGGGCACCGAGCUGCCUAUACCCAACUUACCCGCCAAUGAUCCACUUCACGUGCUUGUUCGUAUCUAUAUAAUCAAGGGCACAGAUCUGCAUCCCAUGGAUCUGAAUGGCAAAGCGGAUCCAUAUGUCGUGCUGCAGUUAGGCAAUAAGCGAUUAUCUGAUAAGGAAAACUACGUCAGCAAGCAACUAAAUCCGAUAUUUGGUAAGUGCUUCGAAGUGGAAGCCACAUUUCCACAGGAUUCAAUGCUGACCGUGCAAAUAUUUGACUGGGAUUUGGUGGGCUCCGACGAUCUGAUAGGCGAGACGAGAAUCGACUUGGAAAAUCGCUACUAUAGCAAACAUCGUGCAACCUGCGGGCUAGCGCUGAGAUAUGAAGUCUGCGGCUAUAAUCAGUGGCGCGACCCUAUGAAACCCACACAGAUUCUAUCGAAGCUGUGCAAAGAAAACAAACUGGAUACGCCGCAUUAUUUUCAAGAUCGUGUGGCGAUCGGCAAGUAUUGUAUGACCUUCUCCGACGAAGAGGUAAUAGCAUGGAAUGGACCAACUACUUGUAGAAAUCGUGACGAGCAUCUGGCGCUGGCUGUGCUGCAUAGAUGGAGUGAGAUACCCAGAGUGGGGUGCAAGAUUGUUCCUGAACAUAUCGAGUCACGUCCUUUGUACAAUCCCGAAAAGCCCGGCAUUGAACAGGGAAAAAUCGAAAUGUGGGUGGAUAUGUUUCCCAUGGAUAUGCCGCUGCCAGGUCCACCAGUAGAUAUAUCGCCGCGAAAACCCAAAGAAUACGAGUUGCGCGUGGUUAUAUGGAAUACGGACGAUGUGGUGCUGGAAGAUGACGCAUUCUUUACGGGCGAAAAAAUGUCCGACAUUUAUGUAAAAGGUUGGCUGACGGGUCCGCAAGAUAUGCAAUCUACGGAUAUACAUUAUCGUUCACUCACCGGCGAAGGCAACUUCAACUGGCGUUUCAUCUUUCCCUUCGAAUAUCUGGCGGCCGAGGAACGCAUUGUGCUUUCGCGUCGCGAAUCGCUAUUCAGUUGGGACGAGACAGAGGUGAAAAUACCAGCGCGCUUGGAACUGCAAGUAUGGGAUGCAGAUCACUUCUCAGCAGAUGAUUUUCUUGGUGCCAUAUCCUUCAACUUGAAUCGUUUUCCGCGUGGCGCCAAAAGCUCUAAGCUUUGCACUCUAGAUAUGCUUAAGUCAGACUCUAAUGCGCCUACGGUAAAUAUAUUCAAGCAGAAGCGCGUGCGUGGUUGGUGGCCAUUCUAUGUAAAGAAGCAGAAUGAGGAGAUGGAGUUAACUGGCAAGGUGGAAGCCGAGUUCCAUUUGCUGACAAAGGAAGAAGCCGAACAGAACCCUGCAGGCUAUGGACGCAGUGAACCGGAUCCGUUGGAGAAACCAAACCGCCCAGAUGCCUCAUUCAUGUGGUUCCUAAAUCCGCUCAAGUCGAUACGCUACAUCGUGUGGCACAAUUACAAAUGGGCUAUUCUCAAGGCUUUAUUGAUUUGCGGCAUAUGUUUGUUCUUCAUACUAUUCGUCUAUUCGGUGCCUGGAUACUCGGUCAAGCGUUUGUUAGGUGCUUAAGCGGGAAAAACGGUGUGCAAAGCACGAACGAUAGAGUUAAAAAUUUUUGGAGGUAGAAAUUUAGGCGUAUAUUUUUGAAAAGUUUCAAAUAUUGGCAAUCAAAUUUUCACUUAACAUCAAAUUAAUAUGCAGGGCUUAUUGGUUAUUUAUAGCGCUUUCUUUUCUACAAAAAAUGUUUCACUUCUAUUGUCCAAAGGUAAUAUCCCUGAAUUCGCAAGUUACCGUCGGCUUCCCUAAUAAUCAGUAAAAGGCCUUAGUAGGCGAACUCCUUACAAGAAAAAUUAACUCAACUUUAUCUGAUCAAAAAAAUAUGUUCUGAAUUUUCUUUGUCUUCAAGGCAGAGCCAACUCUCUGACGCUUUGGUCACCAAAUUGGUGAAUAUAAAAGCGUUAUCCGUUAUGACCAGUGAGACACCGAGAGAGUAACUUUUAUAUCCCUUCUAUUUAAUAUCCUACCCAUGAAAAGUAUAUCCCCAGACCCUGACUUGUGUAAUGCCCCCCACUAACUCUCCCCACUACUACGUUAGGUUAGGUUGUCUUGGCUGUUAUCAUCCAGCACGUCCGUCUUCUUUUUAUUUAGAAACAUAACCAAUUUGUAGCUCUGAUGUCGCGUUCUAAAUUGUAGAAUCUGGUUCAUCCAAACAUUUAAAGUGUAGAGGAGAAACGAUCAUAGAUGAGUACUCGUUAAAGCGGGGGAGUGGCUGGACGCUUUCGAUUUUCUCCAUAUCUGAAUAUCAGAAAAUACAUCUCUGCAUAAUAAUCAAUAGAAGUAUCGAUCAGACAUCUUACAGCUUUGUUGAUCGCUGUUGGUUCAGCUUGAAAAACGUUACAUAUAUCUGGCAAACGAUAACUGAGGCUAAGUGAGAAUUCUUGCGAGUAUACCCCACUUCCCACCUUCAGAUCUAACUUAAGCCGUUAGAGUAGAUGGCUGUUGAAUAAGAGUACGCGAUCAGAACGGAAUGCUUCCCCCCAUUCACGCCUUAAUUGAAUUCUUGUUUGGAAACUAUUCCUUAGUGCAGUAGUCGGUCUGUGUAGAACAGGUACCUGAAUUCAUCGGGAAGAUCUUCCAAAAUUCUAUAGUUUCCGAGCCGCGUGUCACUCAUAGCACUACAACUUUCCUGUAGUUUACUAAUAAAAUCUACAGAUAGAAAGUGAAGCAAGAUUGGAGUUUAGUCGGCGUUGAUGGUAAAGCUUCCGUGAUCAUUAUGCACACCAACCUACCAACCAGUACAAAUAAAAAUGGCCAUCUAAGUUUACCCACUGAGCAAUUAUGGAUCGUCCAAAGAUAGUUGAGGAUUCUUUCCGUACCAGCUAGCCGGUUACCUCGUUGUCUUCAGCGUCUAGAAUCAAAGGCGUGGAGGUCGAUGGUCUGGUUAUGCGAAUUUUUACUAGGAACUUUCUGCCAAAGUCAGUCGCCUCGGUCAUGGAGUAAGUCCGCUUCUUGCCAAGUCUGGUAUCUUCUUGAGAACACCGAAAUGAAGCUUCUUACGAAUGCGACUAAUUUCACUGCAAGGAGCUUCUCAGGGUUAGUCAGGAAAUGCGAGCCAUAAUUUGUCCAUCAUAUCCUCGGGAAAGCUGCGCAGUCUAAGAGAAUGCUUCCACCGGAUCAUCCUCUAGGCGGCUGCUAUAGAAGCGAUCAGGUAAGAUUCCUACCCUCAGCACGUGAAUAUCAAACUCACAGCGGCUUGUCAGAAGGAUAGUCCAGUUGAGCGUGCCCUGUUUUCUAGCCAGGGCUCGCUGAGCUUACAUGACACUCAAUCGUUCAAGAGUGAACCAGAGGAGAAUAUAGAUAUCCCCAACUGCUCUUUAUCCGGCGAUAAUAUAUACAAAAGGGCAUUUUCUUCGCCUCGCAGUUUACCGCAAAGUCGUUGUGGCCCUGAACCCAAUUACAUACAUAUUUUCACCUGAAAGACACCCCGCAAAAAACACCUAAACUUACUCUCCCUUCAAGAAUUCCUAUAGUCAACUACGCGAUUGAAUGGUAAUAUGAAUCCAUACCAAACUCUUGUAAGUGUUUAAAUUAAUUAUUUGAAUUCAUCACUUAUUUUUUAAUUACAUGAAAUCAAUCUUCGAUUCCCUUAAAGUUAAGUUCGUGCAAACUGUAAUGUCUGCUCUUUCAUAGUUCGAAAGAAAACUAUGUAAUUGAUUUUUUUAACGACUCGUUUAACUUGCUUAAAAUGUU